This is a messenger RNA of Wallemia mellicola CBS 633.66, 1390 nucleotides long. RefSeq lists its product as hypothetical. The record is from RefSeq and is a predicted model, not a curated record. The transcript is spliced from 3 exons. Bases 364 to 1362 code for a protein of 332 amino acids. NCBI's taxonomy places the organism in Eukaryota, Fungi, Basidiomycota, Wallemiomycetes, Wallemiales, Wallemiaceae.
AAAAUCGCAAAAGGGUGACCAAAGAGGGAUGAUUGUGUGAUAUGGGGAUAUAUUGGUUAAAAUGUUGUGUACAGUCUGAUGAAUAAUUACAUUGUAAAGCGUCAGCAAAAUUCGCAAAUUCUUACGAAUGAUGUAAACGGCCUAGAAUUUCUUCAGCCGUGCAGUUCCAAGGAGUGUGUUUUAAUGCCCAAAAUAUAGUUCUAGAGUUUUUACGCUUGUUUUCCCGUUAUAAUAAUUUAUAACUUCUCUUCUCCGAAGCCGAACCUUAGUGACUCGAGUACUAUAGCGGUAAUCUUCUGGUGAUCGCUCUCAACUUAAAACUAUCAAGUUGCUAAAAAACUAAAUAAUAAUUCCUGGAGGAAUAUGUUUGACGAAUCUGCAUUCGACCCAGACGAUAUUGGCUCUGCAGCACCAAGUCCAUCAAUGUCAGCUGUUAGCGCUGUGCCUUCUCUAUUCUAUGGCACAUCUUCUCCUAGUUCGUCGCUCUGUCCAUCCCCAACGACUUAUGCGCCGACGAACAACAACAGCGCACUCGCCAGUCCAGGCAUACCAUGCAUUAGUCUACCACCAACUAGCAGUAGUAGCAAGGCUGGCAGUGAUGAGAUAAAAUUCACAAGGAAACCAUCCGCUCAAAACGCACCGGUUCCGACAACCUUCACAACUUCAACACCAUAUCAAUCCAGGAGGAGGAGCUAUCCAGUUAUAAGACAAUCUCAAUUUGGUGCCACUUCAGCAAAACCAGCUAAUCAGCCAGCUGAGCAGAUCAAUAUCAAUGGUAUGGUACAUCCGCAUUCUCAAGCUUCUGCAGUAGAUAGCCUGAGAAAACAUACAAAUGCGAGCUCAUCUCUUAUGAGCCAUAGUACCAGUCAGACUCCAAUUUCCAAUUUUCUGAACGGUUGGUUCGGCGGCAGUCCGACGCAAUCAAUGACCAGCACCAAUAGAGCUAGGAGUCAAUCACAUAGUCAUUCACAAUCCGUAUUUAGCGAUGGAAAUAUUUUUUACCCAGAGCAGGAUGAGAGGACUAACAGGUGGUUUAAUGACGACACCGAGGGCGAAAGAAGAGGAAGAUCAGCUACGAGGAGUAAUUCACGUGAUGCAUUAAGAAGGUCACCCCGGGCGUCUAGAAGUUCGAGGAAGGCUAACGCAUCAAGAUCAAAAUCAUCCGUUAGAAUUCUCAGUCCACUUAAACAAGAACAAAGUGAUGAUACAAUCAACUUAGAGGAUGAAGUUUCUAAUAAAUUGAUGAUAUCCACACAUCAUCGUCCAAGUGAUAAUGAUAAUUUCGAUCUAGAAGCGACGCCCAAACUUGAAAAAAAGCAGGUAGUUUCACUUAUAAUCAUAAUGUUUUCUUGGUUUCAGUAACUUUUCCUUCUUCUCAAACUUGCAUUGU